AUGGUCAAUGUAGCCGGCCGUUCCAAAGGAUGCUCAACCUGCCGCAAGCGACGCGUCAAAUGUGACGAAAGUCGGCCGGUUUGCCAACGAUGCCAAAGGCUUCGUCUUGAUUGCGAUGGUCCUAGAUCCAUUGUCUUUGUCGAGGGCAAAAUCGUCAAAUCACGAAGGACCCAGAAACAGUCGACUCCAGGGUCAGAUGAUGCAGACACGAGCCUGGCCCUGUGGAAGCGACAAGAUGUCGAAGAAUCCAUUUCACUAUCUCCUGUUCUCCAGUCUUCCGUGCAGGACUUGGGACUGAGGUUCAGCGAGUACCAAGUUUAUGUCUGUUAUUUACGCCAAAAUCUCUAUCCCAACGGACCCGUCGACCGGGGACUGCAGAAGCUGGACGUCUCGGAUCUCGAAGUUAGUCGCGAUCCAGCGAGAAGAGAAGGCACACCCCUCUUCAACCAAGCUGCCCUGACUUUUGCAAUUCUUCUCUUUGGCGCGCGACACAAGCAGACGCAAAUCAUUGCCGAGGGCUAUGACAUGCACGGUGUCACGCUUCGGCGGCUGAACAAAGCGCUCAGCAUCCCGGGAUGCCACACCAGUGACGAGAUCAUCAACGUCAUUGUCAUCAUGGCCAUGCUUGAGAUGUACAUGCCCAGUGGACCGCAGAAUUGGCUCAAGCAUAUGCUCGGGUUAGAGAGGAUGCUAGAACUGCGUGACCCGGGUUCGCUCAUAUACGCUUCGUCUCAGACAUUGGAGUUGUACAAAGGAGUGCGGCACAUGAUUCUGCUGGCGGCGCUACGAAAUAGAACACCAUCCAUUUUUGCGAGACCGAGGUGGAAAGCUGUGCUGCGGACAGAGCUGUCACUGGAAACCCCGCAAGAACAAGACUUGCACGAUGUCCUGGCUGACUGCUCGGUACUGACGGCCGCCAGUGACGAGAUUGCCAGAAUAUGGGACCCGUACGACGCCAAUUGCAUGCAGCGGCUUGAACAAAUUACCACGACGGCCAUGAAUCUACUCGCGUCCCUGAGCAUGUGGAAAGAGCAAUGGGACAGUGAUGCGCUUAAUACUCGCACCAUAGAAACCGACUUUGAAGCGUUCCGUGCAGGUGCUCCACCGCUCCUCCAGACCAUCUACCGAUUCUACGACGACACGGUCACGCGCAUGUUUAUGCUAUACAACACGGCUCUCAUUCACGUUCUUCACAUCAUGGCGGCAACUGAAGGCUUCCAGUCCAAUGCUCACAUGUCGAGCUCCAUGGGCCCGGAUAUGCACGCCCAUGUUCCGCGCACCGGCACCAAGGCAGCCAUCUAUGCUGCGGGCAUCGAGACGGCGAGAAGCAUACUGGAAUACAUGCGGCAUAGAAGUUUACGUGGCGACAAGUACUUUCCGUCGCCGAUUGUGCAGUGGGCGGUCCUGACGGCGUGGGAGGCUCUGGGGCGCAAUGAGUCGCCAGAGGGGAGAUGGAUGAUGCGGUUUCUGUCGAGUAAUGACAAGUAUGCUAUUGCCAAGGUGGCGUGGCAGUUGUGAGUGUAGAUGGGCUCAUAUUUAUUUGUUGGUGUAACCAUGCGUGGUUUAUGGGGUUGUAUUUGAUAUAGACAUGGGCGAUAUGUAACAUGCAUUUGAAGGGAUUGGCUAAUUAGACACGGACAUAUGAA
This is a messenger RNA of Exserohilum turcica Et28A, 1646 nucleotides long. RefSeq lists its product as uncharacterized. Bases 1 to 1518 code for a protein of 505 amino acids. Lineage: Eukaryota; Fungi; Ascomycota; Dothideomycetes; Pleosporales; Pleosporaceae. The record is from RefSeq and is a predicted model, not a curated record. The transcript has 2 exons. Gene Ontology annotation, biological process: regulation of DNA-templated transcription. Gene Ontology annotation, molecular function: zinc ion binding; DNA-binding transcription factor activity, RNA polymerase II-specific.